Spodoptera frugiperda (fall armyworm) is the source of this 8928-nucleotide messenger RNA. Its product is annotated as small subunit processome component 20 homolog. Gene Ontology annotation, cellular component: nucleolus; 90S preribosome; small-subunit processome. The record is from RefSeq and is a predicted model, not a curated record. The coding region runs from base 152 to 8461 and encodes 2769 amino acids. NCBI's taxonomy places the organism in Eukaryota, Metazoa, Arthropoda, Insecta, Lepidoptera, Noctuidae. The transcript is spliced from 14 exons.
GUAAUGUCAAUUUGUCAAUGUCAAGCAGCACGAGUGAAGUGUUUUGAAGUUGACGAUCUGUCGUUGGCAUGUGGAUUUAUUUACAAUUUGAAUUUGUUAAAGUUUUUGAGAAUUGUGUAAAUAAAUGAUACUCUAAAUAAACGGCUGCAACAUGAAAAGCAAACCCGUUAAACAUAAGUCAACAAAUACUUUUCGUUUUGUUCCUUUUGCGGAACGAAUCAAUGCUAUUGAUAUCCGGCAUGCUGCUCUUUACCACAUUGAGCAUGCAUAUGCCCAGCAGCCUGAAGAAAAUGAAACUCAUUUCUUUGUGGCUCUGCAAAAGUGGCAUGUGCUCAAUUUAACAGAGAAUUUUAAAAAGUUUAGAAAGGAAGUCUUUGGUAUUAUAACUGUGCCACAACUUGUUCACAAGAAAGAUGAUGUUGUUGAGAUAUUGGAAAGAUAUUUGAAACUAGAAGACCAACUAUGCUUGCAGCCUCUGCUCGAAAUUCUAGUGUCAGUAGCAAAAGACUUGAGAGAAGAUUUCUAUCCAUACUUUCCAAGAUUUUUGGAUAUCCUCAUAAAACUGCUAAGCACAAAAGAUGCGGACAGACUAGAAUGGACACUGGUUUGCUUGGCAUUCUUGUUCAAAAUCCUCAAACCAUAUUUGAAAAAGGACAUUGCAGUUGUACUAAAGAGGAUUAUACCUUUGCUGAGUGAAUCUCAACCACAGUAUAUAAAUAAUUUUGCGGCUGAAAGCUUUGCUUUUGUUGCCAGAGAUAUAAGGGAUAAGAAGAAGUUUGUUAGUCUUGUACUAAACUAUUUGCAGACUAAUGAUGAUGCCAUCGCUGGUUGUGGCCAUCUAAUAUUUGAAAUACUACGAGGAGUUACUGGCAAGUUCCAUAGCUGCAUAGAAACUUUCCUUCCCUUACUUCUGCAAUAUCUUAAAGAAAAUAAGGAACACCAAGAAAUACUAUUCAAAGUACUAACACAGACAAUAGAGGACAGUUUGCAAGUCAUAUCACACAAAGAAUAUGGUGUGUUCUGGUCUAGCAUCAUAAAAUUCACUGAGGAAAUCUUGAAAGAUGAUGAUGAAGAGAGUAAAGGCUUGGAGUACAUUUUAAGGCUUGCUGGCCAGGUCAUAGAACAUCAGCAGGGGAAGUAUCUGACAAACCCUCCUCAGUUUGUACUGUUACUCAUAAAAGUUAUUUGUGAACAGGCCUCCGAGAGUGUUCUUGAAGUUUGUUCUCAAAUUGGAGCUGUUCUACUACUCUCUCCUAAUGUUUCUUUAUCUCAAGAACAUGCUGGCAUCAUUGUCAAAGUACUACUGCCUUUGCCAUUCCCAAAUAUAUUGAUUAACUUUGUACAAAAUGUUGUUGAGUAUUCACAAUUCGAUUUACACAUCUUACCUCCUUUUAUAAAGUUUGUGAUUCAGUCCAAUUUUGAUAAUGAGGCUCUCGGCACUCUGACUAAGAUAUGCCUCAAAAAAUCACCAUUAUCAAUGAAUGGUAUAAAAUUAUUUGAAUGGGUGAAGUAUCCUUUGGAUUUUGGGAAGAACCUUCCAAACUUUAUGGAGCAUUUUGAAAAUAUUAUGUCAGAAGACAUAGAGAAAUAUGUGGAGAAUCCUGUGAAGCUUACAAAUGUCUUAUUCUGUUUGCCCCAUGUAGAAAAAAUCGAUGUUGACCACUGUGUGAAGAUGUUAGCUCAAUUAAUUACGAAAUUGUUGGAUAUAUUGAAGAGUUACAACCUUGAGAACCAACCUAAAGAGAAUAAAUUCCACUGUGACACUACUGCACUAUCAAAAUGUGCUAGGAAAGUGCUUUUCAUACUAUCAGUGGCUCUAGAAAGUGCAGUUCAUAUAUCAAGUUGUAAGAAGCUGAAAGAGAUUUGUGAUAUUGACACAUUGUUGCCAGUGAUACUGCCAUGUGCUGCAGAUCCUAACUACCUUUGCUCCCUGCACCUUCUGGACUUAUAUCUUACAGCUUAUGAACAUGAGAAUGGAUUAACUUAUCCAUAUUUAUCAUUAGUCAAUUCGUACCUAAAAACGAAUGUAUCUUCACCUUUUCAUGUGGUUCGCCUACUAACUACUCACAUUUACAAACUGUUUGAAAAUAUAGAAGAACUCAACAAAACUGUAGAAGUUGGUGGCAAUGUGGAGAAAUUUUCAAUCUUCAGCAAUUGUUACUCAGUCGAAUCCAUAAAGCCAUCGAUCCAGGAGUAUAGGUCUCAGUUGAACCUGCUUCAGAAGAUGGCCUUCAAUACAAGUCAGUAUGCUCUAGCAAAGGACACAGAUUUCCAUCUAUUUGCUCUCAAUUACAUGCUCGGCACUUUAUAUGUCAAUUUCAAACUGCUCUGGGAACCGGUGACUGAGUUUAUAGCCGGUUAUGGAAACUCCUUAAAUGUAGAUGACUUCUGGCCGACUUUUCAUAAUGCAUUAGAAUCCUCGUUUUUAAACGCAAAGAAAAAUCUCAAACAGUUCCAAUUCGAUGACGAAAUUGACACGAAUUUUGAAAUACUACAGAAAUUAUAUUCUGACUACAAUAGCAUUAGUGAAAGACCUGAUUUGUACAAUUAUAGGAAUUUGAUCCUUAAAGUUAUGAUGAAUUGCAUCCAAGUUUGUGAAGCUAGGAAUCGCGAUGUCGUAGUUUUGUUCUUGAAUUUUAUUGAAGAGGAAUACAGAAAGAAUGACCGAAUGAAUGCUCUUAAGAUUGAUAUGGAGACACAUGCUAAUAAGAUGGAAACUGAUGAUGAACAACCAGAACAAAAUGUUGAAAACGGUGAGGAGGUCAUUGAAGAAUUAGAAGAAGAUCCAAAGGAAACUGUCUCAGGAAAAAUAGUUUUUAAAACUCUCAUAAAUAUAAUGCAAGUGCUAUCUCAGUUUAAAAACCCAAGAGCUUUACAUAAAGAGCCAGUUUUCUGGGAACUUUACAUGGAAUUUUUAAAACACAAAAAUCCUGGGCUGCAGAAGUAUGCUCUGGAUUGCGUACUAAACUAUAAAAACAAAAAUGUUAUUCAGUAUAAGAGCAAUUUGUGCAACUUGGUUGAUGAGAAGAAAUUCAAAGAUGAACUAACUCUGUUUAAAAUCACUGAGGAUGCCAAAAGUAUUCAGCCUGAGGACAGGGAACAUGUAGUUCCUAUUAUAUUAAGGAUACUUUAUGGAAAGAUGACAUCUAAACUUGUAGCAGAAAAGAAAGGAGGUGGCCAAACACGACGAUCCCUUGUAAUGCGGUAUCUGGCUGGUUGUAACGAAAAUGAACUGAAAAUGUUCAUUGAAAUGGCUUUCUCUUAUUACAAAGAAUAUUUGGACAUGAAACCUCGUGAGAUAUUUGAGAAAAUCAUGACUGAAAUGGACUUGAAGUCUGUCACCAGUCCUGGAAAGCUUCAUAGUAUUUUAAAUCUGUUUGAAGUUGUUCGAGAAUAUUUUGGAGGAUACAUGAAUGAUGAGUUAUUGUCACAACUCUUCAAUAUAUAUUUUGCCAUUUGUAGUACUGUAGCAGUAGUACUGAACCAAGGUGACAAAGUACAUGUCGGAUAUGUGAAGGUCAUGAAAAAUCUUCGCACUCUAGCCUUGGGUACCACAAGGAAGCUAUUUGAACAGUUUACAAAAUACCCUUGGAAUAAAGAUGAGUUAUUUGUUAUGUACGAGACAUUAAUCUGGCCAUUGAUGCCCAAAUUACAUAUUGAAGGUAUUCAUAGUCCAACGGCACUUUUGAGACUGUUAAACGCAUGGUGUCAAAACCCUCGAUACUACAUUUUACUUAUUACUAAAUCAGAAAAGGAUUCAAUAAGUCCACUUCCAGCUAUUUUUAAACUUCUAUUAGCCCCAAAAACAAGUCCAGGUGUAGUCAACAUGAUUUUAGAUAUGAUCGAAAAAUUAAUCACUUUAACUGAAGACGAAGAAGAUAAAGAAAUUCCCAGAAUAGAAUCUUUCAGCGUUUUACCAGUCGAGUCUCCUCAGAACGUUACUGUCAUCAAUUUCGGUAGUAAAAUUCUGAUACCGCAUAUACCGAGUAUCUUGGAAGUCAUGAAGCGAAGGAUGGCGAACUCUGCUAAGUCAAACACUGUUAACAAGAGAGAUUUGUUGAUCUUGUCAAGAAUCACAGAAUUGGUUGCAUCACCCGAGCUCUGUGAUGAACUACUCAAUCUCCUUCUACCAAUAUUGGUCAAGAAAGUAUGCAUGAAUAUGGCGGAAGAAAAUAUGGAACAUGCUGUGAAUACCAUAAUCAAUCUGCUUGGACACAGUUCAAACCCUCAAGUUUACAUAAAGAAUAUAGCCGUGUUGUUCAACAAAGUCGGUCCUGUAGAAGUUAGAAAAUUGCUUCUAAAAUUACUUUCGUCCAUAGCUGAAGGCGCUACCAAAAAUAAAGAUGUACUUACUAGAAUGGCGGAGACAGUCGCAGAAAUGAAUGCUUUCAACAAAAGAUGGAUUGAACAGCCAGAUUUUGAUAGAAGAAUAGAUGCCUACAAGAAAAUCUAUCAGUUAUUAGACAAAGAUGAAAUUGACGUAGAUCUCGCAAUAUUAAUAGUAAACAAUUGCUUCUAUUUUAUUCGAACUGAGAAGGAUAUUGGUUUGCGCGACAGUGCUGGACUAUGUUUAAAACGGAUACUCCCAAAACUGCUAAUGAAAUAUAGGUCCACUCCCGACGGCCAGUUUCUUGUUAGAGACACUGUUUUGUCACUAAUAUCCACAGGCAUAAGAGAUACUAAAAAUGAAUUGUUAAGAAACGAGUGUAUCAACUUACUUGGUGAACUUGCUAGAGAAUGUCCGGACGCUGAUGUAGUUAUAUCAGAUCUAGCUCAUUUCGUGAACAAAGAAGAUAGAGAAGUAGAUUUCUUCGAUAAUAUGUGUCACCUUCAAAUGCACAGACGUGUACGAGCACUGUUAAAAUUCUGUAAAGUUGCCAAAAAGAUGACGAAAUGCCCUACACCCAGGACCUUGACUAACUUCAUUCUCCCUCUAGCGUCUAUGUAUAUUUGUGAUGACAAAUAUACGGAUAAAAAUACUUUAAUUGAUGCGUGUAUAGAAGUAGUGUCUACUUGUUGUAGAUUACUACCCUGGUACCAUUACGAAGUGAUAUUAAAACUUUAUUUGAAUAAAAUGCGACAUUCUUCAGAGCAUCAAAAGCAAUUGACUCGUAUAUUGGUUGGAAUUAUAGAUGCAUUCCAUUUUGAUUUCUCUAAAGUUAAUAAUAUAGAACUUCCUAAAGCACUUAUAACAAAUGUGCAUCAAUUUAAAAUGACCAAAAAGUCGGAGAAUAAGGAAAAUGUGGAAAACGAUAAAGAAGUAGCCGAAGAUGACGAAGAGAAAGAAAAUGAAUCAGAAGUUAAAGAAAACAUUGAAUUAGACGAAGAAAGCGAACUUAAAGCAGCAGACGACGAAAUAGUAGAGGAUGAACCUAGUAAAGAGGCUACAAAUGUACCAGCAUUUGAAAGAAUAACAAAUGUAUCUCCGUCAGUAGCUAAGAGGAUCAUUAAAUCCCUGACUGCUGGUUUAUUGCCACAGUUGAAUCGUGCUAUUGGCAAAAUGACGGAACAUGAAGAGUCUCAUAAGGUGAAUCGGCGAAAGACCGGCUUCGAUCGGCAGGAAGAGGAUAUGUUGCGAGUGCCGAUAGCUUUGGCGCUUGUCAAGUUGUUGCAGAGACUGCCUGGUGAUCUACUGAAACAUCAAUUGCCUGGAAUCAUCAUAAAACUCUGUUCAUUCCUCAAAUCUCCUUUGAAACAAGUCAGAAUAACGGCGCGAGAUAUCGUCAAGAAGAUUAUGCUGACUGUUGGAACGUCAUAUCUAGGAGUUUUGCUUGAGCAUUUAACAUUAUUACUAACCAGAGGAUUCCAAGUACAUGUCUUGGUUGCCACAAUACACACAGUGCUAGACGCUUUGAAAUCAGAGUUCAAACCAGGAGAUCUUAAUGAAAAUCUACAUUACAUACUAGAUGUGUGUACUAAUGAUCUCUUCGGUGCCUUAUCUGAAGAGAAAGAGGUUGACAAACUACACUAUAAGACGCCAGAAGCAAAACCCAGCAAGAAAAGUUACGUGACACUAAUGAUAGUCUCACAAAAUAUAACGGAACAAUGCCUUAUCAAUUUGGUUCUGCCUUUCAAAGAAGUUCUGCAGAAACAUCACUCGAAGAAAAUUGUGUUGAAAGUUCAAGAAGCCCUCAUGCACAUUACAAGUGGUUUAGUAACUAACAACUUUAUAGACAUUGAAUCACUCUUCGUAUUCCUACACGGCGUGGCUUCCGAAAGCAUACCAGAGUUCGUACUAGGUGCUCCAAAGCGAGAGAUAACUGAAAAGCAAAGAGAAUCAAUGCUAAGAGCGAAACCAGAUUGUUUCCUUAUUCCUGAAACUCCGAAACGUAAUAAGGAAUCUCAAGCUAAACACGUUAGGACUUCUGGUAAGGCUAACGCUCAUGUUUUAGUAGAAUUCAGUUUGAAUAUUCUAUACGUAAUUCUGAAGAGAGAGAAAGUACCAAGGAUGGAUUGUAGAGCAUUUGUAGAUCCACUUAUACCUCUACUAGUAGAUGCUUUGAAGAGUGAUCAUGUAAAAGUGACGACGGUAGCCAUGAAGUGCAUAGCGACUUUGUGGACGAUCAGAGUGUCAACGCCAACAUUAGAAGAAAUGAUUCAAGAUAUUGUUAAAACUAUAUUUAUUACCCUACACAAAUAUGCCACGUCUGAAAUAAGCAAACAGAAUGAUAACUUCAAUUUAGUUAGGACAGCUUUUAAGGCCGUAACAGUUCUAGUCCGAAAUGUAAAAUAUUACAAAUUAGAAGAGGAACAGUUGAAAACUCUACUCCUGUAUGCAGAGGAAGAUUGUCAGAAUGAUGAGAAGCAAUCGAACUCAUUCUCUCUAUUGAAAGCCAUACUAGAAGCUAGAUUAGUAUCCAAUGAAUUGCACGAAGUUAUGACGAAAAUAUCAAGGAUCUGUAUAUUGAGUGAAUCUGCUAGAUCUCGAGAUGAGGCUCGCUUGAUAUUCGUCAAUUACUUAACUCACUACUCUCCUGGUAAACGACUGGAGAAAUUCAUAGAUUUCUUUGUGACACAGCUCAACUAUGAACUUCAACACGGUAGAGAAUCUUCGCUAAAGUUCAUAGACAUGAUUAUAAAUAAAUUGAAUGCGGCACAACUAUCAAAGCACGGUUCUCACCUCCUCCUAGCGUUGGGUACAUGUAUGAUCAAUGACAGCGCGCCUGAGUGCCGCGCCGCGGCCGCCGGUUGUAUAGAAGCCAUGCUUAAAAAGUUCCCGGUAAAAGAAAGGAAUAAGCUCUUCAAUCUAGUUAUGAAUUUCUUCAAAGAUAAUCAGCCAAUACACUUCGAAUUAGCCGCCCAACUUAGCACGCGCUUCGUAAACGUAGAACAAGAAGAUUUCAAGAGCAGACUCAAUACAAUCCUAUCUUUUGUUAGCGGCAAAAUAUUAUUAUUAAGCAACGACAUUUCUGAGGGUCGCUUUGUAAAAAUAACACUAGAACAAUCUGAUGACAAGACUGAUGAAGACAAACAGAAGGAAAAGGAUCACAGUUUAAUUCAAAUAUUGAACUUGAUCGAGAAGAUCACUUUACAUUGCGCGUCCAGUUUGACUGAUAAGAAGUACGUGCAAGAAUUUGAUGAAAUAGGACAGCAUUGUAAAGCGUUGUUGGCUUACCCUCAUGCGUGGGUGAGGCUAAAAUCUGCGCACAUAUUGGGGCAGUUGUUGUCUGUUGUUGAUGCUGAAGAGUUAGAUAAUAUUGUGAAGAAGAAGGUGGAAUGUGAUAGAGGAUUUAUUUAUGAUGAGACUGAAGACGUUUUGAGGAGUUUGGUGCUGGACUUAUGUGCGCAGUACACUACAGGGGCUUCGAAAGAAAUGGUUGAACAGGUGACAGCAGUAUUAUUCCUGAUACUAAAGUUAGUGCACUCAAUGUCAAGUUUCAAGCUAGACAAGAAACCUCAGCAGACUGACAGCGAGGAGGCUGAAGGUGGAAGCAGGAUGAACAUUCGCUGGAUCCUGUUCAAACUGAGGAGAGCCAUCAAUGUCGAAGUGGCGAGAGCACCUACUAAUAUGAAUAUUAGAACAUCAAUAUUCACAAUGUGGACACACGUGAUCAGCUCUUUAGAAAGCGAAGACGUGAAUAAAGUGAUCGACGUGAUUCUCCCGCCAAUAGUGCGUGAACUGUCUACGGGUGACGCGGCCACGCCGGCAACCAUAGCCAAGCAACUAGCCGGUAGACUUGGCAAGAAAUUACGGCGAAAGAUUGGAGAAAUAGAGUAUAGCAAACUCGUUGCUGAAGCACAGAUGAAGCUGAAUAUCAAGAGGGCUGAGAGGAAGAAGUUACUUCUCCAAGAGAAAGUGAACAAUCCAGAGAAGGCAGCUAAGAGAAAACUCCAACUAAAAGAAAAGAAGAAACAAUUCAAGAAGGUCAAAAUGGAAAUGUUGCAGGGCAAGAGGCCGCGGCCUAAGAAACGAAAAGCUGAGGACUUUGAUAUUGAAGACCAACUGCUUAAUGACGACUAGAGUAAUAACAGUAGUACUACUAUCAAACAUUUAUUUAAUUCAUGUAGUAACAUUUAUGAAUUUUCUUUUAUGUUAACAUCUUGUUUGUAAUGCUAUUUUAGUAUCUAUAUGUAGGUACAUAAGCAUAUAUUUCGUCUGAAGGCCCCUAUCCUAUGUCCUAUGGAUACUAUAAGUAUCUAAUAGAAGUAUUAAGAGACACAAUGUGUUUUCUAUUGUGUUUCAUAUACCAGCAGACAAGAGGUUAAUUGACUUUGUAUUCUAACUGCCGAUUUCAAUAACCGAUAUUAAUGUAAAAUCUUCAUUUUUGACUGAACUAAACUUAAUGUUGAAAAUCAAUUUCAAUCUUAAUCUAAUUUGAUUUUGAUUGAGAUCGGCAGUAAGUCGUAUAUGCUAUUUUUAAGAUAUAAGUUUUGUAAAUAUAGUUUUAAGCAAGUUAUUAGGUAUGUAUAUUAUAUUUUGUUAACGAA